AUGAAAUUUAAUUGUUAUCGUCUGAUACUUAUGAACAAUAAACUGCUUCGCUUUCCUCAUGUUCGACAUUCACACAUCCAUGAUGAAGUGCUGCCAAUGAAAAAAAUGAAUAUUACAUCAUAUGCUUCAGUUGGAAAUCGUAAUACAAUUAUAUCAAAAAUUGAAACAAUAGUAACAAUUUGCGGUGGUUACGUUGAUGAUUUCAAUUUUUUCUCGGAUUUGGCUGUUACUCUACGAAUAUUGGGUAUUAGACAACCAGAUACAUUAAAACAAUUUUAUCAACGAUUAAAAUUAGAUACUCAAGAGUUACGAUUAGAUGAUGAAACAAUCAAUGUAUUAAACAAUGGUUCUUCCAGCAUUGAUCGAUACUCACUUUUCAUCCUAUUUCAAAUAUUAUUCAUUGAUGCUAAAGGCGAUUUAAGACAAAAUGUGCCUGCUGUCAAUAGUUGA
Rotaria sp. Silwood2 is the source of this 450-nucleotide messenger RNA. Lineage: Eukaryota; Metazoa; Rotifera; Eurotatoria; Philodinida; Philodinidae. The record is from the annotation of a GenBank genome assembly.